AUGAUGGGGAAACUGCCCCUGGGGGUCGUCUCCCCUUAUGUGAAGAUGAGUUCAGGGGGCUGCACGGAUCCUCUGAAAUUCUACGCCACCAGCUACUGCACAGCCUAUGGUCGGGAGGAGUUCAAGCCCCGGAUGGGCAGUCAUGUGGGUACAGGCUACAAGUCCAAUUACCGGCCCCUGGUCUCGUACCAAGCCAGUCUCGAUGCCCUGGACAAUCCAGCCAAGAGGGACCAAGUCCAGAACAAUUUUCAGACGGUGACCAAUCAGAGUUACUGCCCACUGGAGGUGCCUGACGGCAGGGGUCCCCUGCCCCGGAGCAUCCACCAGACCUGCUCUGGCUAUGGGCGGGAGAGGCCUCACACGGGACCCUCCACCAAGGAGGUCAGGAAGGUCCAUUUCGACACUCAGGAGCACGGGGCCCAGGCCAUCACAGGGCUGGAGCCCAAGGAAGUGCCCUUGCUCCAUCAGCAACAGAGCAAGGGCUCCAUGGAGUUGGAGAACGCCCGAUAUGGCCCUCGCUUCAUGACGUCUGAGUACAACUCCAAGUAUGUCAACGAGCCCUCCAACCAGCCAGAUCUCUUGCAGAAGAAGUCAAUUGGCGCCAAGGAGGAGACUGGCUUCACAGAAGAUUCCACCAAGAACCCCAUUGUCUUCAAGCCACCCUCCCAGGUCCUCCCUGGGGACACUACUCUUCUCCCAGGCAGGAGUGUUACCAAGUCAGACUUCCUUCCCAUGACCCACCCUCAUGGUGAUGAGCUCCUACCUGUGUUGGCCAGAGGCUCCGAGCGGGAGACAGGCUUCAGCCGACUGAAUGAAAUGACCCUGAACCCCAGAACACCCUCUACCUUCUCAGAACCCUGCAGCAUGAGCCACUGGCAAUUCCAGCCACCCCAGAGGAUGCAACAGUCAAACGUUGCCAUGCUUGGCCGGGAGACAGUGGGGAACAAGGAGCCCACGGGGUACAGCCUGAACAACUCCAGCUAUGUCCGGAGCCCCUAUGACCCCGAUAUGGAUAAUCGAUACCUGACCACCUACAAUCAAAAUUACUUCGAGAAUAUUCCCAAAGGUCUAGACCGGGAAGGCUGGACUCGAGGCAGCGUCCAGCCCCAGAAGCCGGGAGGCUAUGCCCUCAACCAGCCCAUCACUCGCAUGGAGCCCACCCCCAACCCCACGGAGAGCCUGCGGUGCCUGCACCCCCACGUGGGAAGAACCCUGACCUAUGCUGACCCCUUCUACCGAGACACCCCUCACAGCAGUCGCUUCACCUCGCCCAGCUGA
Messenger RNA from Orycteropus afer afer, 1278 nucleotides. It is a transcript of the gene SAXO4, whose product is annotated as protein phosphatase 1 regulatory subunit 32. The transcript is spliced from 12 exons. Gene Ontology annotation, molecular function: phosphatase binding. The record is from RefSeq and is a predicted model, not a curated record. Bases 1 to 1278 code for a protein of 425 amino acids. NCBI's taxonomy places the organism in Eukaryota, Metazoa, Chordata, Mammalia, Tubulidentata, Orycteropodidae.